GUCUAAUCUAAUAUAUUAAAAUUAGCAAUGGUCAAAGUAAAGUUAAUGCCUUUCGCUUGCUCCUUUAAUAAGCAUGUCCCUUAGUACGAGAAAUUAGGAAAUUUGGGACUAUGAAAGAUCCUAAUUUUGACAUAGAAGAAUUGGUGGGCCGUAGCGGGCAUCGUGAUCAGCUGAUUUUGUGUGGUAAAGAAUUUGGAGUAUAAUUAUAAAUUUUCAGGGUUGGUUGGGAAUCCAACAACUUUUACAGAGGAAAGUUCGACUUCAGGAGCUCCAGUGCUCACGAUGGAUACUUCUUCCCGGCCAGCAGUUACAAAGCAAGGAAUCUAUUUUUCAUCGAACACAUACCUUCUCAUCGACACUGUAUUCCAAGCUCCAGCAGGCAAAUUUUCAUUCCAAUAUUGGGCUUUCUUCUUUACUUACCAUGGCUACACUCUCCUAAAAGGCUCCAUAAAUGAUGCUGGGACGAACGAAUUGAUUACUUUAUCAGGAACUGGAAGUGGAGGAGUUGUGACAGGAAGGUGAUUUUAUAAGGCAAAAGGACUCAAAUAUAAUUCUGUCAGACAAGGAUGGAAUCAGGUUUGGAUGAGCAGUACUACUGGGUAUACAAAAGGGAAGCUAUAUCAUAAUGGAUUUGGAGAAAUAACAGCUUCAUCAUACACAAUCAGUCCAUCUUUUACACUUGAAUCAAAGCUAGGAUUCACCAGUUCAUCAUCUAAUAGCUAUAUUCUACAAAGUUUCUCAUACUCCGAUGAUGAUUCAUUCUUUACAUUGAGUUCAUCAGCUCUUUACCCUAACAACUUAAACACUUGUGGAGAUGGAGUACUCCAGCCAACAAAUAUGGAAGAAUGAGAUGAAGGUGAUGCAGUCAACGGAGGUGGCUGAAGCGAAGCCUGCAUGUUUGAGACAGGCUCAUGCUCUAAUAAUGCAGUCAAUUGCUUCGAGACCUGAGGAGAUGGCACAAAGGGAACUUUUGAAGAGUGAGAUGAUUCAGGAGAAAUCAAUGGUGAUGGAUGAGACUCUAGUUGAAAAAUUGAGGAUUAUUGGAGUUGUGUACAACCUGUUGUUAUCCAACCAGCCCAAUGAACUGAAAAUUGCGGAGAUGGAAGAAGAUUUAAUUCUUUAGCAACUUAUUGAGAUGAUAAUAAUACUGAUGAUGACGAUGGAUGAUCUUCUACUUGAGCCAUUGAGAAUGGAUAUAGUUGAACAGGAGGAUCUAGCACUCAAAAAGAUGUAUGAACACCUAUCUGAGGAGAUGGAAAAGUAAUUGUCAAUGAAAAGUGAGAUGAUGGAAACUCGGAUUCUGGAGAUGGCUGAAGUGAUUCUUGAGAAAUUGAAGAAAAUUGGGUGUGAAAUGGAGGAAACAUAACUUCUCAGAGUUCUUGAAGGCUUAAAUGAAUCAUUGAGAAUUGAAAAACAUGUGAUUCUGAAAUUAACACUAAAUGAAACACCUGAGUUGAUGGAUACAGCCUUAACAAAGACUUUUCUUGAAGGCAUGUAGAGGUUUCUGAGUCAGCUCAGAUGAUGUCAUCAGGGGCCACUGCAGCUACAGGCAUUGGCUCAACAAUAGGGAUUCUUGUUUCAUUAAUGAAUUUGUCUGCUCCAAUGGCUCUUUGGGCUAUGGCAAAUCAAGUCCAACUGAUGCUUCUACUUUUACUGACCAAAAGCUCUCUCCCAUCAGAUAUUAUUGGGUAUAUUACAAAUAAUGGAUUUUUCUCAUUUAACAUGGGAUUUCUCCCGAUAAAAUCGAACAUGGUAUCAGAGAUUCCACUAAAAUGGAUGGACAAGGCCCAAAAUCGUAUAGAAUUAGAAGAUAUUGGGCUAGAGUCAGGAAGCACAUUUAACAAUAAUUUCGGACUGGUUAUCACUAUAUGAGUUUUGGUGCUGCUUAAUCUAUGUCUAUGUUGUUCACCCAACCCAGAUAAAUACAAUGAAGACGAUUUUAAACAUAAAUUAGCUAAAUUUUUCAAACAUGUCUUGGCUAUUUUUACUUUUGGAAUAUACAUCAGACUUUUGUUGGAGGCCUAUCAGUUUAUUUUGCUUUCCUCUAUUAGUGAAUUAUGAAGAAUAAACGAGCUACCUCUACAUGAAAUCAUUUCAGGAUCUUUUUCUAUCUUAAUGAUCCUUUGCUGCCUUUUAUGCUUGCUUUUAUCAUUUCUGCAGGUCUGGAAGGAAGAUCAAAAAGAUAUUCAUGAUGAAUUAGGUGAAUUUACUGCAGGCUUAAAGCCAACAAGCCCGUCUAGACUUUACACUCCUUUACUACUUUUGAGAAGAAUAUUUUUCAGUGUUCUAUUGAUAAUUUUUGAGGAGCAAGGAUGCAUCUUCUUGGUGUCAUUUAUGUUAUUGGUUCAGAUAAGUUAUACUUGUCAUCUGCUUUAUCGGAGGCCGAUGGAGAACAUGAUAAAUAACUUGGUGGAAUGAAUAAAUGAAGUCUUCUUCAUCUUCUUUGUUGCUUUUCUCCUCAAACAUAAUUCAAAGAAUACUUGGAAAGGAUGGCCAACUAGUUCAUAUUUGUGGAUAAUGGUUACAAAUUCAACAAUAGUUGUUAUCAUUAUUUUCGUUGGAGGAAUCUUCGAUUCUGUAAAAAAAUGUUUCAGAUCAAAGAAAGUUAAAGAAAUAGAACAGAAAGAACCUCAAAAGUCACAAAGAAAUCAACAGAGAGAUCUAAGCAGAUUUACGGAAAAGAAUAUUAAUAUGAGUGACAUCACUGUAAAUAAAACUUCAAGCCAAGUCGAAAUAAAAAGAGACCAAAUGAGGAGAGCUUCCCCUAAAACCAUCACCAACCGCGAAGCGCAAGAAAUCCAAAAGAUCAAGCGCAAAAUAGUUCCUCUUCACGAAGAACUAAAACUGCCAUCUUCUUCCUAACCCAACUCAUUUUCAACUUUUA
Messenger RNA from Moneuplotes crassus, 2884 nucleotides. NCBI's taxonomy places the organism in Eukaryota, Ciliophora, Spirotrichea, Euplotida, Euplotidae. The record is from the annotation of a GenBank genome assembly.